Messenger RNA from Corticium candelabrum, 857 nucleotides. Its product is annotated as prothymosin alpha-A-like. The coding region runs from base 136 to 570 and encodes 144 amino acids. The transcript is spliced from 6 exons. The record is from RefSeq and is a predicted model, not a curated record. NCBI's taxonomy places the organism in Eukaryota, Metazoa, Porifera, Homoscleromorpha, Homosclerophorida, Plakinidae.
CGACAUCAAUUUUCUGUCCGUCUAAUCGGAAUCUGUCAGAUACCCGAUCUGUCAAUUAUCCGGGAACCCGACCGCGUGGCUAGAAUUUUUAUUCGUUCGUCGUUCGAUACGUUGUAGCUAAUACGUGGAAACGCGAUGUCAGGUGACGGGCAGCAGCAAAAGGGCGUUCGAGUGCAGAUCAAACUACCGGCCGAGGCCGCCGAGCGGCUGCGACAGCUGGCGGAGUCGAACGAUCCGAAUCUCGCCGCUAUGGGCAUAUCUGGCGUGAUGCUGGGCGAAGGCGGAUCGAUAAUUCCGAUUUCGGGAGCCGACGGUUCAGCUUUGUUUGGUGGAAAUCUCAAGAACGAUGGCGAUGAUGAUGACGACGACGACGAUGAUGAUGACGAUGACGACGAAGAGCAGGAAGAAGAGGAAGGAGAGGGAAAGAGCAAAGACAAGAAAGAGGAAGAAAAAUCAAGUGCAGACACCACAGCAGAGAAGGAAUCGAAGGAGAGUGAAGAGAAGAGGGAUUCACCUGCUCCGAAAAAGCCAAAAGCUGAUGAAGCUGAAGAUACAAAAGGUGAUGACUGAAGUCUUCACUAUGCAGUCGAGUAGUGGAGCAAACAGCUGGGUUUAUAGACAUGUUUGUAGUGGUACUACUUAGUCUUGUAUUGAUGUCGCUGUACAAUACAGGAAUUACACGGACCCUGAAAAUAUAUUUUGUAAUGAAGCUGCACAUGUUUGUGCAUCUUCAUCGGCUAGAGUGAUGAACGUAAUUAGAGUUCUCAUCUCUCUGUACUCUAUUGAACAAUGCGUUUUGUUUUUUGUUUUAUUUGUUUGUGUUUAUGGGCACAUGGAAGAGUGAAGUGAUUGAUUGA